Molecule: messenger RNA, 1266 nt
Organism: Alternaria atra
Lineage: Eukaryota; Fungi; Ascomycota; Dothideomycetes; Pleosporales; Pleosporaceae
Exons: 1
Coding region: 1-1266 (421 amino acids)
Cellular component (GO): cytoplasm
Source: RefSeq, a predicted model, not a curated record
AUGGACCGCUUCAGGCGCUUUGUGACGCAGUUUGCUGACUAUCCUGCCCUUUCCCAGGCCAACCUCACCAUUGAUGACAGCGACAAGAAGCGAGCUCCCCCACCACGACCGGCCCCUUCCCGAAGCGGCACCGACCCCCGUGCAGGCCAUCGCCCAUCCCGCUCCGAAGAGGAGAGGCGCGCUGAGCGCAUGCGUGAAGCUUCUCGCGGCGGCUCUCGACCACGAGGUCCGCCCACUUCUUCGCGCCCUCCCCACCUGAGCAGCCCCGAACGCCGUGAGAACCGCCGUCCCCGACGCAACUCUGAAUCCUCCAUCAUCGACAGGGGCUCGCUGGAUCCGCAUGAGGAGCGCAGGCGCAGGGAGCGUCGCAAGGAGCGUGAAGAGCGUGCCAAAGAUGGCAAAGAUGGCAAAGACAAGAAUGGAAAGCGUGUUCGUAGGCCGCAAGGUCUUGACCUCAUCGACAAACUCGAUGUGACCGGCAUUUACGGACCUAGCAUGAUCCACCACGAUGGACCGUACGACGCUGUACAGCCGCACCGCAACCGUAAGAAGGAUCAGCGCGCCCCCAUGCAUGCCUUCCCCGUCGGUUCAGCCAACAACACACUGGGUGGCUCUGGACCGCUAAACAACAAGAUUGAUUUGGACAGAAUCCAUGGCAGAGGUGCCGAGGGCUUCACCGACUUUGCCGGUGCCGAAACCGAGUGGAAGAAGCCUGCCCCCGUGGCCACAGAAUUCAGCGCAAAGGGCCGAGAAGACAUUGUGCAUGGCGAGCAGACCCACGGUCUUGGAACUUCCACCUUCCUCGAGGGUGCUCCAGCAUCCCGCAAAGCGAUUCAGGAGGAGUCUGAUGCUCAGAGGCAGAAGCAGCUGGCUGAAAAUGGUUUAGGCCGCAAGAAGUCCAUCGCUCAGCGAUUCCGUGGCAUCUCUCAGCCCCGACGUUACGGUGACGGCCCUCGCAUCACCUCGCCUGAGGCACGUUACGGAUCUGCCACCAGCCCAAGUGGCCCUUAUAGCGCUGGAGCCAUUUCGCAGACCAAGGCCACAGAGCAAAACCCGUUCUUCAGCGACGACUACGACAAGGCCUAUGACGCCAAGGGCGCAGCUAUCAAGACUAACGAGAGCGGGUAUUCACCACCCCGAGGCGCCGCGCUGCAACGAUCCAUCACCACAGACAGUGUAGGAUCUCCUACAGGCGAGGGGAAGCCCAGCGGUGGAUUCCUUAACCGGGUCAAGUCCUUGAAGGGUGGACGCCGACGCCCUGCUUGA